This is a messenger RNA of Cuscuta campestris, 1688 nucleotides long. NCBI's taxonomy places the organism in Eukaryota, Viridiplantae, Streptophyta, Magnoliopsida, Solanales, Convolvulaceae. The record is from the annotation of a GenBank genome assembly.
CAGAAAUUCCCUUCUUAAUUAAACUAACGUGAUCAAUUGGUAAAAUUAGCUAGCUUUCCGGCGCGCUCUUGUCCGAACAUCAUGUCGUCGAUUACGGAGGCCAUCGAUCCCGACGAGCGAACACCUCUUCUCCGGAGCUCCUCGCCGGAAGCUCCGACAGUCCACUCCCUCAAUAGCUUGCCAGAAAUCACUGUUUUAACGACGGAAGCAAGACAUAUGCCUUCAAGUGAUUCGAAAGAACGCCUAGCCUCUCUCGAUGUCUUUAGAGGUCUCACUGUUGCCCUGAUGAUUUUGGUUGAUGACGCCGGAAAAGCUUUUCCGGCUAUAAAUCACUCCCCGUGGUUUGGGGUAACACUUGCGGACUUUGUGAUGCCUUUUUUCCUCUUUGGUGUUGGUCUUUCAGUGAGUCUAGUGUUCAAGACAGUUUCUAGCAAAUCAGCGGCAACCAAGAAAGUUUUGCUGAGGACGAUUAAGCUUUUUCUCUUGGGAGUCUUUCUACAAGGUGGGUACUUUCACGGCAGAAGUGAUCUAAGUUAUGGAGUUGAUAUAGUGAAGAUUAGAUGGAUGGGCGUGUUACAGCGGAUUUCAAUUGGAUAUCUCCUCUCAUCAGUCAUGGAGAUUUGGCUUGUUAGCAACACUCCUGCCGAGUCACCAAUGAAAUUUGCAAGGAGAUACUGGUGCCAAGCCCUGGUUGCAGUUUUACUCGGUAUCUUGUACAUGGGCUUACUAUAUGGCCUCUAUGUUCCAGACUGGCAAUUUAAAUCAGGUAGCCUCAGCGGCAGCUCAAUAGCACCACAGUAUACAUCAAAUACACAGACUGUCCAUUGUAGUGUGCGGGGAAAUCUGGAACCUCCUUGCAACGUGGUUGGCUUCAUUGAUAGACUUGUUCUAGGUGAAAACCAUCUCUAUCAACGUCCUGUGUAUAGAAGAACCAAGGAAUGCAGUAUCAAUUCGCCUGAUUAUGGACCAUUGCCUCAAAAUGCACCUGGAUGGUGUCUUGCUCCAUUUGACCCUGAGGGUAUUUUGAGUUCAUUAAUGGCUGCCAUAACAUGUCUUCUUGGAUUACAUUAUGGGCACAUCCUUGUCAAAGUCAAGGAUCACAUGCAAAGGAUAUUACUUUGGUCCAUAUUCUCCUUCUUUUUAUUGAUUGUUGGAUAUUUGUUGGUGGUUGUAGGGGUUCCUCUUUCUAAGCCACUCUACACAUUGAGCUAUAUGUCCAUCACUGCAGGAGCUUCAGGCAUUGUUUUCACUUUCAUAUAUUAUGUUGUUGAUGUCAUCCAUUUGAGGAAGCCCACAGUUAUAUUUCAGUGGAUGGGAAUGAAUGCUCUUAUCGUCUAUGCAUUAGCUGCUUGCGACCUCUUUCCUGCAGCUCUCCAGGGUCUGUAUUGGCGUUCAACUGAAAACAAUCUUGUUGACAGCUCAGAGAGGCUAUUGCAAGGAGUGUUUCAUUCAGAGAAGUGGGGUACCCUGGCUUUUGUAUUGCUGGAGAUUCUGUUUUGGGGCAUCAUAGCUGGGCUCCUGCACUUGAAAAAGCUCUACAUUAAACUCUAAAAUUGUAAGUGCUCAUUCUCUUUGUUGAUGAAACUUGUACGACCUCACCAUGUGCUCAUUCUCCCUGAUUAUUUUUGUAACAUUGUGCAUUAUUUGAAGUCAAACAUAAUGUGUUCAUCACUGCAAGUCUAGUUGUA